GUGCUUGCCCGCCCGCCCGCCCGCCAUGGCCAGCAUUAAGGACCUCGAGGGGAGGUGGCGCCUGACGGAAAGCCAAGGCUUUGAGGAAUACAUAAAGGAGCUAGGAGUAGGACUGGCUCUUAGGAAAAUGGGUGCCAUGGCCAAACCAGACUGUGUCAUUACGUGUGACGGCAACAAUAUCACCGUUAAAACCGAGAGCACUUUGAAGACGACACAGUUUUCUUGUACCCUGGGAGAGAAGUUUGAUGAAACUACAGCUGAUGGCAGAAAAACUCAGACGAUCUGCACCUUCGCCGAUGGUGCCCUGGUCCAGCACCAGAACUGGGACAGGAAGGAAAGCACAAUAACCAGAAGAGUGAAGGAUGGAAAGCUGGUGGUGGACUGUGUGAUGAACAAUGUCACCUGUACUCGGGUCUAUGAGAAGGUGCAGUGAGGAUGCCUCUCCACCCCGGACAGGAGUGAAUGAGCUCAGUUCAAUGAGCAGGUCAUAAAUAUCUAUACUGCUUUUUUUCUUCAGUUUUAUUUUUCAUGACUGUGUUCAACCAUCUUUAUCACCAGCACUUUACAUGAAACCCAUGUCAAAGUGUUAAUUUAUCUGGGA
This is a messenger RNA of Chionomys nivalis (European snow vole), 601 nucleotides long. RefSeq names its product fatty acid-binding protein 5-like. The coding region runs from base 26 to 433 and encodes 135 amino acids. Lineage: Eukaryota; Metazoa; Chordata; Mammalia; Rodentia; Cricetidae. Gene Ontology annotation, biological process: fatty acid transport. Gene Ontology annotation, cellular component: nucleus; cytosol. The record is from RefSeq and is a predicted model, not a curated record. Gene Ontology annotation, molecular function: fatty acid binding. The transcript has a single exon.